AUGCCCAACGAGACAUCAGAAGAACUUGUCCAGAAACUGGUGGAAAAGUUCCGGUCACUCUUGGACGAAGCCCUCGUAGUCGCUAUCGCUAGCGAUCAUGACCUCAGUGAGACUUCGCAAUAUGAGUCGGCUCAGAUGGUGCUAGAGGGCCUUGCUCAACAUGUCACGACAGAAGAGGCGACUGGCUUUAAUCCAAGCGGAAUAUCAAAUGCGCCAGAAGAUGCGAAUGGUGAUGAGGGCACAGUUGAGACAGGUAGUCAGCAAGCUUCUCGUGCUCACGACACAGAUACCACCUCUACGAGCGAUCAAACUUCAGCAUCUGCCAACACGGCUUACUCCAUACCAAGGCUUACUUCGUUCGACGACGACAGUGAAGAGAAUAAGAUUCUCAUUCUACAGGGCAUGUUUGGCGAGCUCAAGGAAUUCAACAUCAAGCACUGCUUGAGAAAGGCAAACGGGGAUGUCCAAACUGCGCUUGAUGAGCUACUCAAUAUUCAGUACAUCAAAUCAACUGGGCAAGAACAGAAAGGGAUCGAUGGAUUCUUUGAGCCUGAUGAGAGCGUCGGGAAGAAGAAAAGGAAGAAUAGGAAAAGGGGGAAGAAAGCUCUUGGAAACGAGACCCCCUCGUCUAGCAGCGGAACUGCUUCCCCUUCCCCUGAUGACUUGAAAGAGAUGAAGCGUCAAGAUGAGAUUGCCUAUCUCGCAGACAGACUUGACCUGCCAUUUGGCGUCGUCUCUGAUAUCUUCUACAAAAAGCGUUGUGCGAGUGGUGCAGCAGCAGUUGAGAUUCUGGACCAAUACAUGUCGCAAGGCAUUGAGACUCAAGACAAAGAAGGGAAAAAGUAUGCUCAGGAACUUGCCGAGAAGUAUCAAAACGUCCCGAAGAAAUACAUGUCGACAAUUGUUCAAGUUACUGGUUCUAUUUCUCAAGAGGCAGAUGACAUUGCCGCGCUUGUCAGCAAGCAUUUUGUCAAGAACCCAUGGACUGAGAAGCUAGACGUUAGCUAUCAACUAACACCACUUCCGGAAGAGGAAAUCGAAGGAUUUGAGACAGUCAUGCGAGGUAAGUCGAAGCUAGCCAGACCCGUCUCGGUAGGCAUGAACUUUCCCGCCGGACCGUCAGCGUACGCGCAAGCUUCUGAAAGAGCUGGCCAAUACAAUCGGGCGAAACGUGAGGCAGCUUCUUCGGCGGCAUCCUUAAAUCGUCGUGGUGCCUCGAACCCGCUCUACCGUCAGGCGGCAGGAUACUAUUCAGAGCGCGCAAGGGAGCAGGCACGAUAUGAGAUGCAUGCUACGUCAACGGCUGCAGAUCUACUCGUCGACAAGCAGAGCUCGUCGACCUCUGUUGACUUACACGGCGUCUAUGUGCAGGAUGGUGUGCGCAUCGCUCGCCAUAGAGUCCAGUCGUGGUGGACUGGUCUGGGGGAGUUUCGGACUGAUAAGGCACGUCAGCAACCGUUUACAGUUAUCACUGGGCUUGGCCGCCAUAGUGCUGGUGGCGUGUCACAGCUGAGACAAGCUGUAGCCGCGGCUUUGCUUCAGGACGGGUGGAAGAUGCAGGUCGAGACUGGACGCUUUAUCGUAAAGGGUCGGCGAUAA
Messenger RNA from Fusarium sp. VM40, 1599 nucleotides. Lineage: Eukaryota; Fungi; Ascomycota; Sordariomycetes; Hypocreales; Nectriaceae. The record is from the annotation of a GenBank genome assembly.